Messenger RNA from Pocillopora verrucosa, 4899 nucleotides. Its product is annotated as TBC1 domain family member 31. The record is from RefSeq and is a predicted model, not a curated record. Lineage: Eukaryota; Metazoa; Cnidaria; Anthozoa; Scleractinia; Pocilloporidae. Gene Ontology annotation, cellular component: centrosome. Gene Ontology annotation, molecular function: protein binding.
UGGCGGGAGAAACGAAUUUACGAGCUCGUUGUUUUUCUUGAGAAAAACAAAGACGUCAUGCAAACUUUAGACGUUUACAAGAAAGAGGAAGGAAAGAUAUGGCAGCGAAAACCAUCUCCUUCUCCGGAAGAGGGUUUGGUAGUCUGCAUCAGUCAUUCCACAACAAGUGCUUUCUCGUUACAAGGAAGAAAUAUCCGAUUCCUUCGAACGGCGUUCAGUUCAACUGGUGAAGCCUUUGCAGCUGGGGACCACCAGGGAAAUAUUUUUGUCUUUGAUUUAAUCAAAAAUAGGUUUUCAUUAAUCCACAAAACAGGAACUCCAUGCACAGCUCUUUCCUUUUGUUUGAGGAGAAAAAAUGAAGUGUUGGUGGCUCUUGCUGACAAUUCGCUGAGAUGUUAUGAUACAGAAACCCAUGAAUUAGUUAGCUGGAUGAAAGGCCAGGACUCAGCAAUCCAAAGUAUAUCAGUUCAUGCAUCAGGCCGCUAUGCAGUCACUUCAUCCAACUCUGUUGCUCAGUUGUGGGACUUAGACACAUUUUCCCGUAAAAGGACUUUAAAUGGAGCUCAAACUGUUGGAAUUCAGCAGGUUUUGUUCCUGCCAUUGAGCAAUACCAUGGUGACAUGUUUCAAAGAUGACAGUUUAUUUGUAUGGGAUUCAGAAACACUCAAGUGUAAAUUCCAGCUUCCUGUCCCCCCUGAAGACACAAAACAGCCCCAUUACAAAACAUUAGCCACGCCCAGGGAUGGCAGAUUACUUGUUGCAGGAGGAAGGUCUCGGUUUCUUCAUGUGUGGAGUCUGGAGAACAAACGUCUUCUCCAUGUCAUUCAGCUUCCAGCGAGAGUUCGCCUUGUCAGACAACUGGAAUUCAUUAGUAACAGCUUUGAUGGAGGCAGCAGUCAGACACUUGGUGUCCUGUCCCAAGAUGGUGUUCUGCGCUUUAUUGACAUCCAUGGCUGUAAACAGCUUUUUGAGAUUGGAGGUGCUGAUGAGAUUAUUAACAACUUCAGUAUCAGUUCAAAUGGCCGAUAUGUCGCAGCUGUAAUGGACAAUGGUAACAUCAAUAUUUAUAGUGUUCCAGCACUAUCACAGCAGUUUUCCAAGCCGCCCCCACCAUUGGUUAAAACCGUGUGGGAAGAGAGAUCACAUUCACGGCAGAGCGCGAAAUCCAAUCAGUCAUUAGGCAGUGCCAUGACUAAAGUUGGUGGAACACCAAAAAGGAGCCGGACUAGAUCACCUGUAAAAUCACAGCGUCAAAAAACUGAGGCUUCUGCAACUUGGACGAAUGUAGACUCGGGACUUGAGACGGAGCUUCCAGAGGGACUCAAUCAAGCAAGGCUCAAGUCGAUUCUUCAAGGCUAUGGCGAAUAUCCUGCUAAAUAUAGAAUGUUCAUUUGGCGGUCUCUUCUCAACCUUCCUGAGAACCAUGCGGCUUACAGCAGCUUGGUGGACAAGGGAACUCACAGUGCUUUUGUGAGAAUCCAUGAAGAAUAUCCUAUCAAGAGUAGAAAGCUACUGAGAGUCCUCCAGAGGACGCUGUCGGCCUUAGCUCACUGGUCAGCCAUAUUUGGUGAAGUAGACUACCUGCCUCUGCUGUCCUUUCCUUUCGUUAAACUCUUUCAAAAUAACCAGCUGAUCUGCUUUGAGAUGAUAGCAACGAUCCUGACAAACUGGUGCCAGCAUUGGUUCGAAUUUUUUCCAAACCCUCCUGUGAAUAUCCUUGGGAUGGUGGAAAAUAUACUUGUUCAUCACGAUAAAAGAUUGAUGGAACACUUUGUCAACUGUAAUGUCACAUCACAGAUGUACGCCUGGCCAUUGCUACAGACGCUCUUAUCUGAAGUUCUAACCAAGGACGAGUGGUUGAGAGCUUGGGAUAACAUUUUUUCCAACCAUCCGUCGUUCCUUCUCUUUGUAGUUGUAGCUUACGUCAUCGUUUCACGCAAAGCUCUGUUACAAUGCACAAGGAAAGAGGAUUUUGAGUACUUCUUUCAUAACCGGAAUGCAGUCGACAUUGGUGCAGUUAUACGUGAAGCUUACCGACUGCAGGAUGGCACUCCAGCAGAAGCAAACCCGCAGAGGAUGCUGGAACCAUUCAUGCCACUGACUAAAGGACAAUAUCCGAUCUUCAACAAAUAUCCAAAGUUUAUUGUGGAUUAUCAGGUCCAAGAAAGAGAACGUAUACGCCAGGAAGAACUGGAGUAUUUGAGACAGAGGCAACUGGCCCAGGAGAUGAAAGAGGUAGCAGAUCAGCGCAAACAAGAAGAAGAAGCGUUUUAUCGACAACAAGAACUCAUGAUUGACGCUGAGAAUCAAAGAAGAAGAAUGAUCGGUCAGGAAGAACAGAAACUGAGCGAUCAGAGAAGCAGGUUGCAGGCAAUGAAACGAGAGAUUCAUCUACGAGAGCUGCAACUGCUGGACGCUGUUCGCAGACGUUUCAUGCAUCAUCAGCAAACACUUAAAGAAGCGGAGCUACAAAGACUUGAUGACGAGAUAGAACGUAAGGCAUUGCUUAGAGAACAAGAAACCAGGCACGCUGUAGAAGAUGCUGAGAUAAAAGGACUGGAGCUUCAAGCGCAAAAAGAAAUGCUUCAACAGGAUUUGAUCCGAGAUGAGCUGCAGCAUUCCUUUAAGCAGAGAUCAGAGCAAGCGAUCCAACGAAAACAGCAGGAAUUGGAAGAGCAACUUUUUAGGAGGACAAUGGAUGCCGUUCAGGAGGUCGACAUUGAUUCACAAAGGAUUUCCCAAGAAGAAUUGGCUAAUGCCCAGCAGAAACACACAUCCGUCAAUAUGGAAGAAGAAGUAGAUAUGAGGACUAGAAUGGAUGAUCUUCACCGAGAGCUGAAUGAAGUCAAGAUUGCCCAGCAUGUUUUGGAGAAUAAGGAAAGAGAGACUGAAGUUCAGUCGCUUGUACAUGAGUUGAGGAAUAAAGAGAAUGACGUUGUGGCUGUGAAACAGUCGGAAGUGAGACAACAGAAAGCUUUGGCAGCCGAGGAGGACAGAAGACGUUUGAAUCUUCUGAGUGCUCUGACACGAGAUCAGACUACGACUACCGACGACUCGGAGUCAUUUUCUCGGCUUAGGGAAAUUCGUCAAAUCCCGGAUCACCCUAGAAAACCGUUAAGUACCAUGCUGCCCAAUAACACAGAGAGCAGCACCACGACAGAGUCAGAAUCCAGCGGAACACCUAUCACUUCUCGAGAACCUUCCCUUGAACGUCAGCGAGCAACUUUUGAGAAACGUGAACUGGAACUCAUGGCUGAGGUGAGAGAUUUGAGAAAAAGACUCGCUGCCAGACGGCAACAGCGCCCACCUCCUUUUCAUGGAAAUACACAGCAAUGACGAUAAGAUAGAAGCACAACUGAUUUUAUUCAUGAUUAUCUCGCAUUUUCCUGAAAGUUAUUUUGUAAAUACUUUUUAAGUACCCAAGUUUUGUAUAUUCCCACGGUAAUGGUUACUUGCAGAAGAGCAUUACGUUCCUUUGUUACUCCAAAUGAGUGGUGAAUUUCUUAUUUCAAAAUAGUAGGCUUGAGGGUACAAGAAGAGCCGUUUGUUCUUUUGAAAAUACUCUGGCAUCCUACAAACCAACAGCCUUUAUAUGUAUAGAUGUAUAAUUACAUCAGAAUAGCCAAUUCACCUCCAAGUCUCGUUUUCAAAGUAGGGAGUGAUUAAUUUUAUCCUCUACAUUUGACUUGUUAUCGUCUGGAAAUUGUAACGAAAGUACUCCAAAAGCUCUGACGUGAACAGGAUUCCAUCGUGAAAACAACAAGAAAGUUUCAAAUGCUUAAGUAUGUACUGUAAACGAAACAUGGAGAAGUUUCAGUUAAAAGUAUCAUCAUGCGCAAGGGCUUUUGACUGUUACUGAAACACUGGCAUACUUGUUAAUGAGAAAGAUACGUGUACGUUAAGUUGCCUAGCAACACGGCUCUCAUUAUUCGCAAGCUCAUGGUGAAUAGGCUAUCCUGAUCCUCGUCUACCUGGCUCGAAGAUACUGGACAAUAGUACGGGAUCAAUGUUACAAGCCAAGAAAUUAUUUAAGUUAACUAAAUAAACUUUAAAAAAUAUGGACUUUGUUGAGGUCGCUUUUCCAAUUUUUUAUAGAUUUUAGACUGUACCAGUCUUUUCUCGGGGUCGAUGAGAGCUUUGUUACAUGAAGAUUAUGAGUAAAAAUCAGAAAACUCUUUUCAAGAGCGGUUUUCCAAAUUUUCCUCUCGAUUUCUAAGUUGGUCAUGUGGUUAAACAAUCUAUACACUGAAAGGUUAGUCUUCUGUCAUACUCCCUUUAAAAGUUUUAGCACUUUUUUUUAACUCAUCUAAACAUAGGUUGUUUUUAUACAGUUUUGAUAAAGAAAAUUUGCUUUUUACAACACAUAAUCUCAACGUGGCGUGCAGACAGGUGUGGUCCUGUGGAGAGAGAAUCGUAUGAUUAGUCCAGAGUUUAUCUCGUCAGAGCGUGGACGAGAUGGACCAAGUAAUGUUGCUGGUGAAAAUUUUAGUAACUCUCUCCUUAAGCCGUGGAAGCCAGUUUGGAUAAAUUUCGGCCGAGAAGUUAAUCAUUCAAGGUCGUUUCAAAAGAUGGAAUAGCACCUUAGCAAAUAUAAAGAAACAAUCAAAGCAGUAAAUUUUCGAUUAAAAUAGCUCUACAAGCCUCUUUUGCAGGUAGCGAUCAGUAAAUUCUGCUAGUAUUUCGUUUUGAACUUGAGAAAAGACAACUCAAAUUAGUUCUUCCUUUUCUGGAGCCUCAUUUGGUUUUGCAGAAGUAGCGUGCUAACUUAAUUUUAUCGAACAUUUUGAAGAAAACAGAGGAAGUCAUUUGAAAGAGAGAUAAAACGUUACGUAACACACCAAAUUAACAAUUUUAUUACAGUUCUUAAAUGACAGGUAUAGACGAAUGGAUAUCGCAAAC